AUGGCCGGGAUGGAAGCCCAGGAACCAACUCUGGAGGAAGCUGAUCAUAUGGUCCAAGGAUCAAAUACAGAUUCGGGAGAGCUGCAGUUCGAGUCGCCUCCACAGAACUCCUCCGAAGGCGAAGCCGAGGAGCCCGAGGAAGCUGAAGAGGCCAAGACCACCAAGGCUGAGGAGGCUGAGGAAGCUGAGGAAGCCAAGGUGGGCGAGGUCACAGUUGAGGUCCAGCCAUCCACUGAGGCCACCAUGGUAUCGGACGCUGGGCUCUCCAAGAGCAAUGAGGAGCAUUCGAGGGAGACAGGAUGCAGCUUGGAGCCGACAGAUUCACAGGAUUGCCAGCCUGAUCAGCAUCUCGAAGAUGAGCUCGAGCAAAAAGAGCCAGCCAAACUUCAGGAUCCAGGAAAGACACCGCCCAAGUUGAGAAGUUUCUUCCGGCGGCAUGCCCACACCGAGGAGCGAAGCAAUGCAAAAACAAGUCCACAGACCGAGACUGAGACGGCUACAAGUGGUGGCACUAUUUCAGAGGCUGCAGAUGCACCAAGUGACAAGUGCCAAGUGCCCGAUCAAAUACGGGUAGAUGUGGUACUGAAUGCUCAGCCCAUUGUCUUAACCACUCCGCCACCUCCACCACCGCCCUUGCCAGCCCAGCCAGCCCCAAUCGAAUCCCAUCCACCGGCCGAGCCUGCCGAGCCUGCCGAACCGGCUGAGCUGGCCGAGCCGGUGGAGCCGGUGGAGCCGGAAGGGGCCGUUGAAGCAGAUGAGGCCGUUGAAGCGGAGGCAGAAGUCGCUCCGGAGGCCGAAGAAGUGCAAAGCACUGUGGUGUUUGAGAAACCGAAAGGUGGAAAGAAUGCAAGGCACGCAAAGCAGAAUGAGACAGAUGGAGAUGACCAGGAGAAGGAGAAGCUUGAGAAGAAAGGUAAGAUGCCAGUGCAGGCCCACACUGAAGUACCAAGCGGGAAGAGUAGUACAAGAAGGACCAAGUCUGCUGGUCCCUUCUUGAAGGCUGACACGACGGAACAGGGAGAGCUGGUGAGGCGCGUGUGGCGUGCUUCAGCGGUGCCCAGGGCUCCCAAAUCCAAAGCCAUGCCGCCAGAGGGUGUGACCACUGUGCCGACAGCGGCACGAGGUUCUCCCUCACUACGUAUUGAGGAACCGAGGAGAUUAGCACGAGGAAAAAAUGGCCCUCGAUCUCUGUCACCAGAGGCAUCACGCCGUGCUUCUUCUGCAGGCACUCAAGGCCGCUUCAGACAAUCUGAGGUCAAGGAGGAGCCUCGCAUUUGGAAGGCAAAGAAGCCCCAACCUCGGCCUGGAAGAGCUAUUGAAAUGCUGCCGGAGGUGACCUGGAAGCCCCAAAAGGCACCAGAACGCAUUCGAGUGCACUGA
Durusdinium trenchii is the source of this 1380-nucleotide messenger RNA. NCBI's taxonomy places the organism in Eukaryota, Dinophyceae, Suessiales, Symbiodiniaceae. The record is from the annotation of a GenBank genome assembly.